This is a messenger RNA of Otolemur garnettii (small-eared galago), 1934 nucleotides long. It is a transcript of the gene STAMBPL1, whose product is annotated as STAM binding protein like 1. Gene Ontology annotation, cellular component: endosome; membrane. NCBI's taxonomy places the organism in Eukaryota, Metazoa, Chordata, Mammalia, Primates, Galagidae. The record is from RefSeq and is a predicted model, not a curated record. The transcript is spliced from 11 exons. Bases 333 to 1646 code for a protein of 437 amino acids. Gene Ontology annotation, molecular function: metal-dependent deubiquitinase activity; protein binding; K63-linked deubiquitinase activity. Gene Ontology annotation, biological process: protein K63-linked deubiquitination.
GGCGCUGUUCCCCUGCACCGGGGUGUCCGACAGCGACGAGAAGGAAGACGACAGCGAGCGCAGAGCCCCGGACGCGAGCGCGCGGAGCCGGCAGAGCUCCCCGGGGAGGGGGAGGAGGCACGGCCGCGGCUGCCGGAGUCGCCCCGCCGCCGUGCCUGUCAGCCAAAGCCACUGGGGCCCGGCUGCAGCGGCAGGACGGAUGCCAAGGCCACACGGCCGGCGCGGGGGCAGCCGCCGCAGUCGCCGUCCCACGCGGGCUCCGGACAUCCAGGGCUGCUGAUGAAGUGAUUGGGCAGGAGCAGUGAACAUCCUCAUUUUGGAGACAGAACAGCAUGGAUCAGCCAUUUACUGUGAAUUCUCUGAAAAAGUUAGCUGCUAUGCCUGACCAUACCGAUGUUUCUCUAAGCCCGGAAGAGCGAGUCCGUGCCCUGAGCAAGCUCGGCUGUAACAUCACCAUCAGCGAAGACAUCACUCCGCGGCGCUACUUUCGAUCUGGAGUAGAAAUGGAAAGGAUGGCGUCUGUGUAUUUGGAAGAAGGAAACUUGGAAAAUGCCUUCGUUCUUUAUAAUAAAUUUAUAACCUUAUUUGUAGAAAAGCUUCCUAGCCAUCGAGAUUACCAGCAAUGCGCAGUACCUGAAAAGCAGGACAUUAUGAAGAAACUGAAGGAGAUUGCAUUCCCAAGGACAGAUGAAUUGAAAAAGGACCUUUUAAAGAAAUAUAACAUAGAAUACCAAGAAUAUUUGCAAAGCAAAAACAAAUACAAAGCCGAAAUUCUCAAAAAACUGGAGCAUCAGAGACUGAUAGAGGCCGAAAGAAAGCGGAUUGCUCAGAUGCGCCAACAGCAGCUAGAAUCAGAGCAGUUUCUGUUUUUUGAGGACCAACUCAAGAAGCAAGAAUUAGCCCGCGGUCAGAUGCGAAGUCAGGAGCCCGCGGCUGUGCUGUCGGAGCAGAUCGAUGGGAGCGCUUUGUCCUGCUUUUCCCCACACCAGAACAAUUCCUUGCUGAAUGUAUUUGCAGAUCAACCGACUCAAAGUGAAGCGACCAGUCAUGCUGGCCACUCUCCUCCUGUCAACAGGGCCUUAACACCAGCUGCGACUCUAAGUGCUGUUCAGAAUUUAGUGGUUGAAGGACUGCGAUGUGUCGUUUUACCAAGAGAUCUUUGCCACAGAUUUCUGCAGCUGGCGGAAUCUAAUACAGUGAGAGGAAUAGAAACCUGUGGAAUACUCUGUGGAAAACUGACACACAAUGAAUUUACUAUUACCCAUGUAAUUGUGCCAAAGCAGUCUGCGGGACCAGACUACUGUGACAUGGAGAAUGUAGAAGAAUUAUUCAGUGUCCAAGACCAACACGAUCUUCUCACUCUGGGGUGGAUCCACACACAUCCAACCCAAACUGCGUUCUUAUCCAGCGUGGAUCUGCACACUCACUGUUCCUAUCAGCUCAUGCUGCCCGAGGCUGUUGCCAUCGUUUGUUCGCCAAAGCAUAAAGACACUGGCAUCUUCAGGCUCACCAAUGCUGGGAUGCUGGAAGUUUCCGCCUGUAAAAAGAAGGGCUUUCACCCACACACCAAGGAGCCCAGGCUGUUCAGUAUCUGCAAACAUGUGGUGGUAAAAGACAUAAAAAUAAUUGUGUUGGAUCUGAGGUGAUACGUUCCAGAUGCAAGCACCGUCAACACCCAGACACCUGCCUGCCCUUGGACCUGCGGUUGCCGGAUUUUCUUAAGAUGUUUCCAGAAAUGACUGACAUUUUAUAUUUAUAUAUUUUAGAUCAGAAAGUUUGAUAUUUAUUGCUCUUGCACAUUUUGAAGUUUUUUGUUUUUUUUUUUUUUCCGGGAGGGGAGUUGCUCUGUGUCAAGAGAGGUUCUAUGGUGUUAAAUCCAUCUCUAAUAACGUACCCAGAUACUGUGGCCAGAUAAUAAAUUGUGCUGCAAACAA